Fraxinus pennsylvanica is the source of this 444-nucleotide messenger RNA. Lineage: Eukaryota; Viridiplantae; Streptophyta; Magnoliopsida; Lamiales; Oleaceae. The record is from the annotation of a GenBank genome assembly.
AUGACGAGGCAAAUUGUGCUCCGUCCGGCGACGCCGUCUGUGGAUCGCCGGCAGCUGUUGCAGGAGAACCAAGAUUAUUCCUCCUCCAGAGGUGGCGGCCGGAAAGUCAGCUUGGCGGAGGUUGCUGGCGGGACAGUGGCUGAAUGCGCAGCGGUGUGCUGUUGCUGUCCAUGUGGGCUGGCGAAUCUACUGGUGCUCGCCAUGUACAAACUUCCAGCAGGGCUAUGCCGCAAGGCUUUGCGGCUGAAGCGCCGUCGUAGGUUGCCGCCGCGAAAGUGUUGUUGCGAUGAUAAGGAGCUUCAAAUUCUCACCAUGUCCGGCCCGGUGGCGAUGGUGAAUGCACUGGAAUUGGACAGCGAUGUUGCUCAAUUAGAGAGGGAAAUGUGGGAGAAAUUUUAUGGUGCUGGUUUCUGGAGAAGUUCAUCUCAAAGAAGUGAAACGUAA